GAAGAGCUCGAAAAGAAAAGGUGGAAGCAUUUGGCCGUCAAUAUGGAGAAAUCGGAUAACCAGCUGAAAACCUGGAAAAAGAAGAACAUGAAGUCGAGCAGCUCAGCGGACGUGGUCACCCAAUGUGUCCAAGUGGUCGUGCGAUGCAGACCGAUGGACGAGAAGGAGCUAGCUCGCAACUAUUCACGCGUGGUAGACGUGUUCCCGUCUAGGGGAGUGGUCGAAAUUCGUCAUCCGCGGGACGAUCCAUCCAGCGAUAAUGUGAAAGUCUUCACAUUCGACGCGGUCUACGACUGGAAUUCCAGCCAGCAAGAUCUGUACGAGGAGACUGUCAGGCCGUUGGUGUCCUCGGUUCUGGAUGGUUUCAACGGCACCAUCUUCGCGUACGGACAAACCGGUACUGGAAAAACUUACACCAUGGAGGGGCUGAAGAAUGAUCACGAGAGACGAGGUGUAAUUCCACGUUCGUUCGAGCAUAUUUUUAAUCAUAUAAGCAGAUCCGAGAACAUGCAGUACUUGGUGCGAGCUAGUUACCUUGAAAUUUAUCAGGAAGAAAUUCGUGACCUUUUGCAGCCUGAUCAGAGUCUAAGAUUCGAAUUGAAGGAGAAACCGGACACCGGUGUAUUCGUCAAAGACUUGUCCACAUCGGUGUGCAAAAGUGCAGCGGAGAUUCAGCAACUGAUGGACACCGGCAACCAGAAUAGGACCAUAGGUGCGACAAAUAUGAACGAGCAUAGCUCUAGGUCGCAUGCGAUAUUUUUGAUUACUAUUGAAAUGGGAUCGAUUGGCGAUAACGGCGGAAUUAGGGUCGGUCGUUUGAAUCUGGUUGAUCUGGCGGGCAGUGAAAGGCAGAGCAAAACGGGAGCUUCUGGUAAGAGGCUUAAGGAAGCGAGCAAGAUCAAUCUAAGCUUGUCAGCACUGGGAAACGUAAUUUCAGCCCUGGUAGACGGGAAAACAACUCAUGUACCUUACAGGGAUUCGAAAUUGACGCGAUUAUUGCAGGACUCUUUAGGUGGAAACUCUAAGACGAUCAUGGUCGCAAAUAUUGGUCCGGCGAGUUAUAACUACGACGAAACUUUGACAACGUUGCGUUACGCGAAUCGAGCGAAGAACAUCAAGAACAAACCGAGAAUAAACGAGGAUCCGAAGGACGCCCUGUUGAGACAGUAUCAAGAAGAAAUUGGUCGGCUGAAGGAGAAAUUGGCGCAAAAGGGUACAGUGCCGAGGCGAAAAAGGAAAUCGAAAAGGAAGAAAGAGGAUGAAACCGUGGAUUCGGAGUCUGAAGCGGAAGACAGUCGAGGCGAGGAUAACAAGAUAGAAACGGACAAGAAGCUGAUUGCGGAACAACUAAAAGCUGAGAAGCAAGAAACGGAAAAUCUUAUAAUGAGAAUAAAAGAUCUAGAAAGCAAGAUGCUUUGCGGAGGGAAAAAUAUCAUCGACCAUACGAACGAACAGCAAAGAGCAUUGGAACAGAAAGCGGUUGAAAUUGCGGAAAGAAAGAAACGCGAGGUCGAGAUGCAGCAGAAACUCGAAGACGAGGAGGUCACGAUGUUAGGUGUAAAAGAAACGUACACAAAUUUGCAGCAGGAAGUGGACGUGAAGUCUAGGAAGCUUAGGAAAUGUUUCAAUAAAUUACAGGUCCUUAAACAAGAACUGGAGGACGUAACCAACGACUUCAAUAGAGACAGAAGAGAAUUGGAACAAACUCAGCACGAACUGAUGAAAGAAUUGAAGUUGAAAUAUCUUGUAAUAGAAAAUUUUAUUCCCGAAGAAGAGAAAAACAAGAUUCUAUCGAGGAUUCACAUCGACGAGGAGGACGAUUGUUGGGUAGUAAAAGAUCCAGAACCAUCCACUAUAGACUUGAUAAAAAGACCCACUUCGAUUCCUGGUGCUCGUAGGCCGGUUUCAGAAUACGCACGAAUUGCCCUAGCCAUGGGAAGAGGUUGUCGUUACGCCGGUGAAAAUAUAUUGAAUUUAGACUUGGACAUGCCGGCUAGAACAACCUUAGACUAUCAGGGACCAGCCAUUGCACCUACGAUUCAAGCGGUCCUCGAGGAAGCGUUGCGCGACGAAGGAGACAUCGACGUGGAUGCGUCCAGUGCGAAACUAAGAUCAAAACCACGUUUACAGUCCGCGAAAAUACGACCUAAAAGUGUUGGAAAGAUGCAACAGAUACCAGCGCCCGUUUAUCCAAAGACAAGGGGUCUCGUGCCGAAGUAG
Messenger RNA from Habropoda laboriosa, 2220 nucleotides. It is a transcript of the gene Klp68D, whose product is annotated as kinesin-like protein KIF3B. NCBI's taxonomy places the organism in Eukaryota, Metazoa, Arthropoda, Insecta, Hymenoptera, Apidae. The transcript has 2 exons. Gene Ontology annotation, biological process: microtubule-based movement. Gene Ontology annotation, molecular function: microtubule binding; ATP binding; microtubule motor activity. Bases 43 to 2220 code for a protein of 725 amino acids. The record is from RefSeq and is a predicted model, not a curated record.